AUGACAGCCUAUCUCCCGGCUUACUACCCCCACCUCCCCUCCCCGGCCGCGACCGACUUCAGCUCCCCUCAGGACCGAUCUAUGCUCCGUGGCGUUCUUGAGCGCGUACGCAGAAGUAGAAGCAGUAGUACCGUCGUCAGCGACGUCGACGAGGCAAGUCGAAGCUUGCAGCUCCUCCAUAUCGCUCAUACCGCCGUCCUCAAUCCGACUCACUCGCAGCUUAUCGACCAGCACCUUGCCUCGGUACAUCAAGCGGGAAGGAGGAGCAGUGUCUUGGAUGUCGGAUGUGGAACAGGGACAUGGGCCAUCAAUCUCGCCAAUACGCAGCCAUAUGCUGAUGUCAUCGGAGUCGACUGGGACUGGUCUUGGUUCACUCCUUCUCAAUCUGUUCAUGGCAAUCUGGACUUCCAGACUAUCGACGUCUCUGCGGCACUACCGUUCCAUCCCAGCUACUUUGACCUCAUCCACGUCAAAUGCCUUCUCCCUUCCUUACCGGGCUACGCAGGCCUGAUUGAGCGACUCGCCGCCUGUCUUCGCCCAGGAGGAAUGCUCAUCCUCGUCGAGAGCGAGGUCGGCUAUUCCUCUGAUCAGCCCAUGUCGCCGAGUAUGCGGACUUGGAAUGCUUGCAUCAGGGAGGCAAUGGCGGGGAAAGGGAUCGACUCCGGGCUCGCUACUGACCUUGUGGGGUUCAUCGGCUCCCGCGGUGUCUUUUCCUCGGCGGUAUACCACCACACAGCGACGAUCCGGGGAGCUUCAGGCGGUCAAGGCGACGUGGAAUCCCUCGCUUGCGCAGGCCGCUUACAUCCCGACCUCAUCGCCGUGAUACUCGAUCGACAACUCGCGGAGCUCGUCAGGUUUGGGUAUGGUCAUACGGAGUUAUGGCCGCACAAGGAGGCUGUGCGCCAUGAGCUUUCACACCCUUAUUCCCCCGUCCGUCAGCGUAUCUUCGCGGCGUACGCUACCAAGGUCGGACCUUGA
Molecule: messenger RNA, 978 nt
Organism: Dioszegia hungarica
Lineage: Eukaryota; Fungi; Basidiomycota; Tremellomycetes; Tremellales; Bulleribasidiaceae
Product: S-adenosyl-L-methionine-dependent methyltransferase
Exons: 11
Coding region: 1-978 (325 amino acids)
Molecular function (GO): methyltransferase activity
Source: RefSeq, a predicted model, not a curated record